Molecule: messenger RNA, 976 nt
Organism: Diospyros lotus (date-plum)
Lineage: Eukaryota; Viridiplantae; Streptophyta; Magnoliopsida; Ericales; Ebenaceae
Exons: 5
Coding region: 78-824 (248 amino acids)
Source: RefSeq, a predicted model, not a curated record
UAAGAUAGAAUCUUUGGAAUUAAAUAUUUGUGUGAUGGGUAGUGUCUGACAGGUUUCAGCUGUCAAAGCGGAUCUAAAUGUCAAAAGCCAUGAAUGAAAUCUAUUCGAUUCGAUUUACAGCCAACACAGUUUCUUCCUUCCUGUCCCUGCACAAAGAAAGAACAGCAAAGCUUGAGCGAGCAGCAAAAGGCUUCUCUUCUCAUUUCUCCUGGACCAAGUGUCUAGUUGUUGGGUUCUGUAUACACAGUUUCUGCCUUAUCAUCCAAGAUAUUGUCCUUUUCAAUGGCGGCAAUUCCUUUGCCAACCAUAUGUUUUCUGUAUGUUUAUGUGGUGGUGGUGGAGAAACUGCAAGGAUGAAGAAAUCUCCUGUCCACCUGAGGUAUGAGGCUGGGAACUAUGGUUUCGAUCCGAAGCUCGAUUUUUCACAGUUCCUGGAAGAGGCAAGAAAGCACGCGAGCGAAGAGAAACCUGAGGGUGCGGCACAGCCAGAAGAAGGCAAGAAGAAGAGGAAGUCAUGGAAGAGGUCUUUGUUCCCAUGGUGGAAAUCUGAGCAGAAGAGCAAUUCCAGCAGGGAAGCCCCAGCCAGAUCUCACUCAUCCAAGUCGAGAUACGGCAAUGUUUCUGCCCCCAGCCCGAUUCGCGAGAGCGGAGGUGCUGGAGCCACCGGGAAGCCCCGGCGGCCAACAUCGGGGCCCCUCACGGGUCUCUUCCAGUUCCACCCAACAAAGAGAGUGGAGAAUGAGAUGCCCUAUCUGUGCCUGGACAAGCUGACUACCGACCCUUAUGAUGUUCAUUCCUAUGGCCCGGUUUACUUGGUUACAUAGUUGCUUGCAAAUGGUAAAUUCUGUGAAAUCUUCGAGAUGAAGUUGGUGACAAAUCUAUGGAUCUGUAAUAUUUGAUGCCACCUAUGGUGGUGCUCUGUUAUGUUUGUACCAAAUUGAAAAGAAACAAUAAGAUGGGUUUGGUCAUUGGAUCA